AUGAGCAGGACGCUGACAAGCUGUGGGGUCGUGGGGGAUGUGCUGGUGGUCGCCCCUAUGGAGGCGGUGUGGCUCACGGGUAGCGAGCUGCAGCUUCAGGAUGGGCGAGGCUGCCUGAGCUUCGAGGUCAAGGGCGACACCGACGCCACGGUGCUGCUGAAGCAGCAGUCGGGUUCCCGCCGCUGGCAGCACCUAGCCUUGGGCGCGGCCGCCGCCGCCGCCGCAAACGGGCAGCCAGCAGCAGGCCGCGGCUCGCCGGUGGAGCAGAAUUACACCAUCAUCCUGGGCAGCCACCGCAACAGCUGCCUGAAGUUUGAGAAGGACGGGGAGCUGUGCUGCAUGGUGCCCACCGCGCCCGAGGCCAAGCUCAGCAGCAGCAGCUUCUCCAAGUACUGGCUCAACUUUGACGGCGGCGCCAUCAGUGUGGGCACAGGAGAGCCGGGCGACAACCUGUGCUACACCUGGACCGACCCAGACCCCAUCCCCAACAUCCACUACGCAGGGCUGAGCGCGUGGGACAAGCAUGUUGGGUACCGCAACCUGUGCAUGCACCCAGCGCUGGCGCUGCUGCCCCGCAGCCCCUCGCCCAAGCAGCAGCGCGCAGCGGGCGCCGGCCAGCAGCAGCCGUGGGAGCUGUGGCCUGAGGAGGCGCAGACGCCGCCGUCCGCGUCGCCGCCCAGCCUGCUGGACUGCUGCCAGGCGGCGCUGCUGCGAGGUCUCACCCCGCUGUCUGUCUGCGACCUGCUGCAAGUGGCAGAUUGCCUUUCGCCUGUGGCCGACCGGCUGCGCAGCCACGCCGUCGAGUAUGCCGCCCAGCACUUCUCAGCGGUCGCCGCGCAAGACCUUGCCGGCCUGUGCAGCCUCAGCACCGCCUGCCUGUCCGAAAUCCUGUGCAGCCAGUCGCUGGACUGCCACGAGAAGGCUGUGUUUGACGCGGUGAUGAAGUGGGCGGGGUAUGGGUGCGACGUGGCGGACCUCUCCUCCGCCUGCCACCCGAUGCAGGACUUGGACCAGCUGCUGCCGUGCAUCCGCUUCCCGCUGAUGCGGGACGAGGAGCUGGAGGCUGUGAGGCGGCACGCCAUGUGCCAGCGCAGCAGCCUGCUGCAGGAGCUGCUGCAAGAGGCGCUGGAUGCACGCAUGGAUGAGGAGGGGCAGCGGGCGCCGCAGGCAAGCUUGCAAGCCAGCGGCCGGAGCCAGUGGCCGCAGCGCGCUGCGCCUGCUCGUUGCCCGGCUUGUUGGCAGGCCAGCCAGAGCCAGAAAUCAAGAGCCUGCGCCAGGCCGCCAAGGCGCCGCCAUUGCGCGGCGCUGCGGGGCCAGCGGGGCCCCAUCUCCGUUCAGGGCAAGCGCCAUGUGCGGGCGCUGACCGCCAGCGAGCAGCUCGCCUCCUCCCGCUUCCGCCUGCGCCGCGCCCCCGGCUGCGCCGAGCUCAUCUACAUGUAUGACGGCGACAAGAACGGCGUGUGCUGGCACCUGGGCAGCCGCGGCGGCAGCCAGCCGUGGGUGAACCCCGUGCUGGCGGGGCGCCUGCAGGUGCGGGCCAGCAGCCCCGCCUGCCGCAGCACCGACCCCAAGGCGCUGGCCGGCAACAAUUUUGCCCGCUGCAACUUUGCGGGGCCGCGCAUGGAGAACGGGCAGCUGUCCAGCUGGUGGGUGCUGGAUCUGGGGCCGGAGCACCGCCUCAUCUGCAACCACUACACGCUGCGCCACGACGGCUCCACAGACUUCCUGCGCAGCUGGGUGCUGCAGGGCUCCAACGACGGCGCCAGCUGGGCGGACCUGCGGCGCCACAUCAGCGACCGCACGGUGCGCAUGCCCGGGCAGUACGCGUCGUGGCCCGUGAGCAGCCACGCGGCGGCGGUACCGUACCGCAUGUUCCGCCUGCUGCUGGUGGGGCCCAACCCGGAGGCCGCCAACCCGCACCACGUGUGCCUCUCCUUCUGGGAGCUGUACGGCUACCUGUACAGCAAGCAGGCCGGGCAGGGCGCGGGGGCAGCCCCCUGCGGCGCUUAGGCUCACGGUACUCCACUCACGUGCUGCUCACCGUUUGUGGCCAGCUGUGCUCCCCACCUGGGACCGUCCCACAGUUUUCAUGCCAUAGCACCCGCUCCUCUCGCUUCCAGCCCCAACACACGAUACAUCCGGCUCCAUUCAGCCGUCGCCCCAUGCAACAGUUUUCCGGCCGCGGCAGCCGCCCACCCACGGGCCCCCAAACCACAUGUGUGACCAUCGUCCCCUCAGCCGCCCAUUUUUCUCGUCUGCCCCGUCAUUUCUUUUCAGACCCAUGCCUGAUCUAUGCCCCUGCUAACCAUGUUAUGCCUUGCUGUUUUUUUCACGCGCCCAGCAGCUGCCUGUAACGCCUCAGCAGUC
Messenger RNA from Chlorella variabilis, 2367 nucleotides. RefSeq lists its product as hypothetical. NCBI's taxonomy places the organism in Eukaryota, Viridiplantae, Chlorophyta, Trebouxiophyceae, Chlorellales, Chlorellaceae. The coding region runs from base 1 to 2010 and encodes 669 amino acids. The record is from RefSeq and is a predicted model, not a curated record. The transcript has 12 exons.